Messenger RNA from Phyllostomus hastatus (greater spear-nosed bat), 4279 nucleotides. It is a transcript of the gene TCAIM, whose product is annotated as T cell activation inhibitor, mitochondrial. Gene Ontology annotation, cellular component: mitochondrion. The record is from RefSeq and is a predicted model, not a curated record. NCBI's taxonomy places the organism in Eukaryota, Metazoa, Chordata, Mammalia, Chiroptera, Phyllostomidae. The transcript is spliced from 11 exons. Bases 1394 to 2884 code for a protein of 496 amino acids.
ACUCAGGGCAGAUAACGGGGGUCGCUGUGGGCAGAGCAUUGACUAGCUCGACGUGCUAACGCGAACUGAGACAUUGCCAGGGGCCGGAGUGUCUGCACCUCAUCUGUUUUAACGUGUUUUGAAAUGAGGAACCGAAGACGAUUUAUUUAGGCUUCAUUGUUUCCGACUGCGGUGUUUACCCGAAGUCUUGGCCUUAUUUUAGGAACCUGUGAUGAUUCUAAUCUCAUAGCAAUAGAUUAGAAAAGGAAGCUAAAGAGUCUAGACACUUUGCUCUUACGACAGUUUAUUGAUUUAUGUAAUAGGACUUUUGUUUUUUCUUUGACAUCCCUCCUUGAUGGAAAAAGCUGCUUUUAAAAACCGAGUAAGGUAGUCACAGCUGAAAUGAGAGUAGCGUGAGGAUAUUAACUUUGUCAAAAUAAGUUACUGUCAAAAGUUGUGCCACAUGGCCAAAGAUCAAUGGUAGGACCUCUGUUUGACGAAUACAUUAGUGUUCCUGUAUCUAAAGUGGUUUAAGCAAACUGAAAGUUUUCCUAAAACUACCCAAAUUUGACUUUCCCACCAACUUAGGUAUCUCUUUCUACAAAAUUUGACUUGAACCUGAACAGAAUAUUUAAUGCCUCACUUCACAGCUCAGAAUUUAGUUUAAAGUCAGAAUUUUUCAUUUUAUGAAAUAGAAACUAAUAUCGCUAUUAAGUGAAUUAUAGCAGACGCUUACAUUGCUUUCUGAACGACUUGUGCCCUUCCCCAUCUCCCACCCUCCGUCUACACAGGACGAUGCCAUCUCCCUGGAAAAGACCUUCCACAGUCCCCAAUUCCAGGUGUAGCACUUGCGAGUUUCCCAUAAUACCCUGCAGAUGGCUACUAUUUCAUUUACGGCAUUGUUUGUAAUUAUCUGCUUGUGUCUGUUUUUCCACUGCCUCUCUCCUAGGACUAUGACACAGUUUUUGGAGAGGUGGCAUUGUCUUAAUGCUUUUUUAUUCCCAAGACUUUGCGCAGAACCUGGCCCAUAAGUGCUUGGUAAAUGCCUGUUGAUGAAUUGGGUGAAUUAGGGACUCAGAGUGCCUCCCAAGUCAGAUAAGACAGUGUAAACUUUUUAGUUAUUUUGCAGCAUGCUUGAGGUUUUUCCCAACGGAAGGACAGUGGGCUCUAUGGGGUACAUACAAGAACCACCCAUGUAAGAAUUUGUCUGAAGACAAGAAGCCUGCAGUUGACCUGGGUGCCCUAGGCUUUCCGACUGUUUCUCAGCAGCAGACAGAGCACCCAGCUCUGCUCUGAAGCAGUAUGCACUCAGUGUGCUGACAGUCAUUCUGAUUUCCUGUGUGGCUAGUCCUGUAAGGGAAAGAACCGCAGCAAUUAAUGAUGCCUGGAAGUUGACGUACAUACAUAUUCAGAAAUGUUUUGCCACCUGAGACCUGUAAGGAGCUUGUGUCUGGAGAAGGCAUUCCCACACUGGUUUUCCUGCUCGAGAGCGUUCUCAGGAGCCGAAGCGGUCAAUGCUCUGAGGCCGUUCUACUUCGUGGUGCAUCCCGAUUUCUUCGGCCAGCACCCCCGGGAACGGGAAGUUAAUGAGAACUCUCUUCAGAAAUUAAGUGUCUACUUAGAAAAUCUCCAGAAACCAGGCUUCAGGUCUUUGAAACCAACGCAGCUCACAUUUUAUGUAAGAGAAACAGACCAACAUUCCCCUGACAGCCAGGAAACCUUCAGUACUUUCGGAUUUCGAGCAGUCAAAUUUACUUUGCACACCAGAGAUCUGCUAAGCACAGUGUUAUAUAUUCUCAACUCCUGCAGUUUGUCAGUUGAACACGUCCAAAGUUCGAAUAGCAGUGUGCACCCCCAGCCUCUCAAAGAGGCCAGAGGGGUGCCUGACAGGCCCAUCAAAUGGGACAAGUCUUAUUACUCCUUUACUGGAUUCAAGGACCCGGAUGAAGACCUCGAACAAGUCUCGAGAGCAGAAACAACCCUAACAUCCUGGCUAGAUAACAAUGGGAAACGUGCGGUUAAAAGGCUGGAGAACAGUUUGCCACUCAGAAAAGAACUAGACCGUUUAAAAGAGGAGCUGUCUCGUCAGCUGCAGCUCUCAGACAUCAGGUGGCAGCGGAGCUGGGGCAUCGCCCACCGCUGCAGCCAGCUGCAGAGUUUGGGCCGCUUGGCACAGCAGAACCUGGAAACACUUAAAAAUGCUAAAGGAUGCACGGUGAUAUUCACAGACCGCUCCGGGGUGAGCGCAGUGGGCCAUGUGAUGCUGGGGACGAUGGACGUGCACCACCACUGGACCAAGCUUUUUGAAAGAUUACCAAGUUACUUUGACCUCCAGAGGAAGCUGAUGUUUUUAGAAGACCAAAUAAGCUAUCUGCUCGGCGGCAUACAGGUUGUUUAUAUUGAAGAAUUACAGCCAGUACUGACGCUGGAGGAAUACUACUCUCUUCUCGAUGUGUUCUAUAACCGACUGUUGAAAAGUAGAAUACCUUUUCACCCUCGAAGUCUGCGUGGUUUACAAAUGAUCCUCAACAGUGACCGAAAUGCUCCAAGCCUGCAUGAUCUCGGGCAUUUUAACAUCCCGACGCUCUGUGACCUCGUAUACCUGCAGUGGUUCCUGCUCACCAAAGCCCAGCAGGCCAGAGAGAACAUGAAGAGGAAAAAUGAGUUGAAGGUUACUGAAAGUGAAUUGAUACAGGCUUCAACAAAAAGAUUUUCCCUGGAAAAGUUGUAUAAGGACCCCAGCGUCUCGAGCGUCCAGAUGGUGGACUGCUGUACGAGACUGCUGGACCGGUCGCUGCCCUGGCUGCAGGGGAUGCACCUCUGCGUCUCGAACUUCUACUCUGUCAUGCAGGAUGGCGACCUCUGCAUCCCCUGGAACUGGAAGAAUGGAAGAGCCACUAAGUAACCAAGAAACCUGCAUUAUUUUUAAAGAGAUAAGAAAGAAACCUUUGAACGUAUUUAAACCCACGAUUCACUACAUUGAUAUUAUUUACCUGCUCCAAGAACAAAGUGACUGCUGCUGCUAUAAAAGUAGACCUUUUUUAAAAGUUUCAUUUCUGUUGGGAAACUUGUUUUCAAAAGGUUUUAACUCCUAGUCUUAUCGGAUUGGCAAGACUAGGUAAAACGCUGUUGGGAAAAAAGAAUGUAUUUUGUGGUAUGUAAGUGAGGCAUUACAGAGUUAACGAUGUAUAUUUUUAUAUGAGCAAAUGUGGGUAAGCGUGGGGCCCUGUUCCACACGGAACCUCACAGUCACGUCUCGUGCAUGAGCACACGCAUGCGCUCUGCAGCCGGCAUGGAGAGCUGGUGUCCAAGACAGAAGACUGGUGGGCAGCAAGAACUAGACGACCGAAUUUUGCCGAACAGAGAAUAGAGGGGAAAAAGCAAUCGAACAGAUAUGUGGUACUGACAAUGAACUCAGCAGUCAGAUACCAGUUUGUUGAAACAUGCCCAGUGGCAGAAUGUAGUGUUGAGCCCGUGCAUUUUCCUUCCCCUUGGAACGGUGUGACUGCAGCAUGAAACCAACGGACAGCAGAUUUUCUGGAAUCAUUUAAUGAGGUGACUCGUUUGUUGCCGUGGAAAACGCUAUCCAGAAAAUUCUUGUUUCCCAAAGAGUUCCAGCAAGUGGGGUCAAGUGCAACAUGGUUCCAAACACUCGAGUUUUCCGUCACCCCUCUCAGCCUGUCUUCCCGUUCCGGCCACCGUCUGGAGUGCUGGUUAAACCCAGCGAGCCACCCCCACACAGCCCAGCCCCAAGGGGCGUGGUGUGGCUGCUCUGUAGACGCUGCUCUCUGCGGUAUGGGGUUAGAAACCCCUUCAGCUUGUUUCUGCGGAAGACAAGCUGUGUCCUAAUUUGGGACACUGUUUCCAUGCCUCUUAGUGCUGAAACAAUGAGACAGGAACUUUCCCCAGUGCGUUAGAAAGGAAAGAUGUUUAGAAACAUUCUGGAUGUAUGUUUUAAAUCAAUCUAAAACACUGAUUAUUUAAACUUUAAAUGUGUUCCAAAGAAAUAUUGAUUUGUAGUUUUUACAGUGUGUGUGUGUGUGUGUGUGUGUGCGCAUAUCAUCCCUUUGAACCUGUGCCUAAUGGCUGUACUUCACGUUGUUUUCUAAUGUGACAGACCUUCCCAGAGUCAAAUGACGGGAGUGAGAAAUUCCUUACCGGUUACGUAAGAAAAUUUAUUGGAAAAAUGCAUUUGGAUUAUGCCAUUUCUAAAAUCAGCUAAUAUAGGACCCUCAGUAAUACGUUUUGAAUUGAAAUUUGUCUCAGAACUAAUUGUUACAUAAUAAAUAUGUCAAUCAGA